GCUGGGGCGCUCGCUGGCUGGCUGGCUGGCCGGCCGCUACCGCAGCAGGCGCAAUGAGCGCUCCACGGUGGCGGCGGCGGCGGCUGCAACAGCAGCAACAGCAGCAGGAGCAGCUCCUGGCUCCAGGGCUCGGCGGCUGCUCGCCCGCUCGCUCCAUGCCUCUCCUCCAUUGCGGAAGUGUGAUUGCUCCCGGGGCAGCCUCGGACUGAGCCGUCGCCCUGCGCGCCCGCUUGCCCUCCCGCCGCGCUCUGGAUGCUACUUCUGCCGGCCCCCUCGGCGGCGGUGCGGGCGGCGGGGGCAGUAAUAUGCUCACGCGGGUGAAGUCUGCCGUGGCCAAUUUCAUGGGGGGGAUCAUGGCUGGCAGCUCGGGCUCGGAGCACGGCGGCAGCGCCUCGGACCUGCCCCUCCACAAUGAUGCAGCGAGCAGAAUAAAUGGCGCCAGAAACAAAACUUACAACAGGAACGGCCAGCACAUCACCGCCGGCUACCAGACUGGAAGCAACUACAAACUUUCCCAAAUCGAUUGCUGCAGCUUUACGCCCUCUACAGGACCAGAUGACCACCUUAGCGACAAGCUGUAUACGUUGCAAAAGGAACUCAAAAUUUCACGCCAGCUGGCAGAAAUGGAAAAGAAAGUGGAGCAUGUAACUGAGAAAAUUAUAGAGAUGGACACCGCAAGUGAGAAGUGUGGUGCCCUUGCUAUGGAGCUACCCAAGAGUAAAGGCAGUGCCUCUGGCAACAGGAGUGCCCAUCUGGCCAUUAUAGUUGGACAGGCUGUUGAGUUAACAGCAUGGGUGAUCAAUGCAGGAAAAAGUACACACAAUGAAGACCAGGCCAGUUGUGAAGUAAUUACUGUAAAGAAGAAAGCAGGAGUAACAAAUUCUACACCAAACAAAACUGUAUCUACCAAGCGGAGGUCAUCAUUGCCAAAUGGGGAAGGGUUACAACUAAAAGAGAAUGCUGAAUCAGAUGGCAUCUCUUUCUACUACUGGUCAUUAUUUGAUGGGCACGCAGGAUCUGGAGCAGCUGUUGUAGCAUCAAAAGUGCUUCAGCACCACAUUGCGGAGCAACUCCAGGAAAUUGUGGAUAUCCUGAAAAACUCUGCUGUCCCUCCCCCAACCUGCUUGGGGGAGGACCCAGAGAGCAUGAAUACAAACAACAGAACUCUAACCAGGGCUGCCUCCUUACGUGGGAGUGUUGGAGCUCCAGGAUCACCUGGCACCCCACCAACUCGUUUCUUUACAGAGAAGAAGGUCUCCCACGAGUGCCUUGUUAUAGGAGCCAUCGAAACAGCAUUCAGGGAAAUGGAUUUACAGAUAGAGCGAGAAAGGACUGUGUACAAUAUAUCUGGAGGUUGCACGGCCCUUGUUGUGGUGUAUUUAUUAGGAAAGCUCUACGUGGCAAAUGCUGGUGAUAGCAGGGCCAUAAUAAUCCGAAAUGGAGAAAUUAUUCCGAUGUCUUCAGAAUUCACUCCAGAAACAGAGCGUCAGCGUCUUCAGUAUCUGGCCUACAUGCAGCCCCAUCUGUUGGGAAAUGAGUUUACACACUUUGAGUUUCCAAGGAGGGUUCAACGUAAGGAAGUUGGAAAAAGAAUGCUUUACAGAGAUUUUAACAUGACUGGCUGGGCAUACAAAACCAUUGAAGAAGAUGACUUGAAAUUUCCCCUUAUAUACGGAGAAGGCAAGAAGGCUCGUGUCAUGGCAACUAUUGGGGUUACAAGAGGACUUGGCGACCACGACCUGAAGGUGCAUGACUCAAACAUCUACAUCAAGCCUUUUUUGUCUUCAUCUCCAGAGCUGAGAGUGUAUGAUCUUCUCCAGUAUAGGCAUGGCCCGGAUGAUGUCUUGAUUUUAGCUACAGAUGGACUUUGGGAUGUACUAUUAAAUGAAGAAGUGGCAGAAGCGGUGACUAAUUUCCUACCAAACUGUGACCCUGAUGACCCCCACAGGUACACGUUAGCAGCUCAGGAUCUGGUAAUGCGAGCCAGGGGAGUGCUGAAAGACAGAGGCUGGAGAAUAUCCAAUGACAGACUGGGCUCAGGAGACGACAUUUCUGUCUACGUCAUCCCUUUAAUACAUGGGAACAAACUGUCAUAAAAGAAGCACCAAAAGAAGACAGGCUGCUAAAACAUAACAGCAAUUUUGGAUAUGUUCUAUUCUAAACCUGGCUGGAUGGGGAACAUUUCUACCUUAAUUAUGGGGGCUAAAUUGUAUAUGAUUAAAAGUAUCUCAUAAGAGUUGCAGCUUCCCUGUGUUAGUGUCUUUUGAUGCAUAUCAGGGGCAGAACUUCAAUGCUGCUAGUGUAUUAGUGAUUCCUUUUUAAUAUUCCUCCUGGUGAGGACCCUGUUGUGAUCUGAUAAAUUCCUUUAUCUUUUCCAGUUCAAUGUAGCCUGAAAAUGUCUCCUGGAUGUGAAGUGGAAACUAGUAAAGUAGCCAGUC
This is a messenger RNA of Gekko japonicus, 2438 nucleotides long. RefSeq names its product protein phosphatase, Mg2+/Mn2+ dependent 1H (gene PPM1H). The coding region runs from base 306 to 2096 and encodes 596 amino acids. NCBI's taxonomy places the organism in Eukaryota, Metazoa, Chordata, Lepidosauria, Squamata, Gekkonidae. Gene Ontology annotation, biological process: protein dephosphorylation. Gene Ontology annotation, molecular function: protein serine/threonine phosphatase activity. The transcript has 13 exons. The record is from RefSeq and is a predicted model, not a curated record.